AAAUGAUAAAAAACCUACAUAGGACUGUUAUUAUUAGAACAUCCAAUAGUCGUAAACAAUCAACUUCAUCCAAUGAUUCCGAUAGCACUUCAACUAGAUCAGAAAUUAAAUUUAAAUAAUCAACAUAUAUUUAACAGCCUCUUUAACCUUUGAAAGAGGUCAGCGAGCCUAAUACUCCAGAUACUUUGAAAAUUCCACAAAAUUAGAAGGUUUCUUCGAGAAAGUCGAGAUUCUAAAAGCCUGCACUCGAGAUCAAAUAAGACAGCAGUUCCUCUUCCGACUCAAGUUCAGAUGCAUCAGAACAUAAUAUUUGGAAUGAUGAUGAAAUACUAUUGAAGGGAGUUCAUUUAGGAGAUUUCUCAUAUUUAUCACCAACAGAUGAAUUGCAAAUGCUCUACAAAAUACGAUUUGAAACUUACCCAAAAAAAAAGGAGUAGAUCUCAGAGGAAUAGUUGGCAUUAGAAACAUAAAAAUUAAUCAAUAAAUUGAAACUUCAUUAUUUAAAAUAUAAAAAGAUCCUGCCUCUUGAGAAUCUCAAGGAUUAUACUUAGUAAUACAACAUUAAUGAUGAUUUGAAUUAUAUGAGAUUUUGGGAUUAUUUCAGAGUUAGGACAAACCAUAGAAAACACAAACAGCUUAUCAUGCCAACAAAAAACACUAAAGAAAAUAGAAGCCAAUAGCCCUUAAAUCCAACAAUUCGAAGUCAAUAGCGAAUUAAAACUGAAUAUAGAAUUAAGAGUUUGAAUACAAGGAGAUUAUGA
Molecule: messenger RNA, 761 nt
Organism: Paramecium octaurelia
Lineage: Eukaryota; Ciliophora; Oligohymenophorea; Peniculida; Parameciidae
Source: the annotation of a GenBank genome assembly